CCCUUUGAACGGAGCCAUUGAGAACUACCACCACCCCCGCCCCCCUGUCACCACCGUCAUCACCACCACCACCAUCUCCGCCGCCGCCGCCGCUACGGCUUCUCUUGAGAACUCCAAAGCACACACGCUGAGCCUGAAAAUCUAUUUUGUCUUCAAUGGCCACCAGCAAGAGCUACUUAGCCAGGCCAAAUUACCGAUUUCUGUCCAGCGACCAGGCCUUGCACGCGCCACUCACGCACGACUCCGCAUACGAACUCGACGAGUCUGACAUUUACAACAUCUCAGCCACAUCUCGUUCCAACUCGACCGAGUUUCUCAAAGCCGUCCCCAGUUCGAGAUUCACAAAGAAAUCCACACCAACAGCAGUGGCGUUGACCAGACGCAACGACCCCGGAGACAGAACCGUCGGAACUCCUUCGUCACUUCCAGUUAACAUACCGGACUGGUCAAAGAUAUUAAAAGACGAGUACAGAGAGAAUCGGAGGAGAGAUAUGGACGACGAUGAUGAUGACGGCGAAGGAGAGGAUUAUUUCGACGGAGGAUCGAGGGUUCCACCGCACGAGUUUUUGGCGAGGCAGAUGGCGAGGACGAGGAUCGCAUCGUUCUCGGUGCAUGAAGGAGUAGGGAGGACUUUGAAAGGGAGGGAUCUGAGCAGAGUUAGAAAUGCAAUUUGGGAGAAAACUGGGUUUCAAGAUUAAAAAACAAAAAGAAAAACCCAGAAAUGAGAAGGGGUUUUUUUUCUCCCUUUUUUUAAAGAAAUAUCGGAUAUUAUCAUCAAGGAUAUAUAGAGAAAUUCAUCACUAAAAAUUUUCUCGAGAAAGUGACAGAUGGGUUUUUUAUAUUUUUGUUUGGGGUUGAGAUAUAUAAAUUUUAUUUGAAAUUUUGAUGACUCUGCAGGUAUUAAGCUAACUUCUUCGAGAUUGUAUCAGAAUUUGCAUAGAAAGUCUCGGGCUGUUUUUAUUUUUAUUUUCAAUAAAAUUGCUGAGAUUUCACCUAA
Molecule: messenger RNA, 997 nt
Organism: Manihot esculenta (cassava)
Lineage: Eukaryota; Viridiplantae; Streptophyta; Magnoliopsida; Malpighiales; Euphorbiaceae
Exons: 1
Coding region: 156-698 (180 amino acids)
Source: RefSeq, a predicted model, not a curated record